This is a messenger RNA of Brassica rapa (field mustard), 1077 nucleotides long. Its product is annotated as DEAD-box ATP-dependent RNA helicase 53, mitochondrial. NCBI's taxonomy places the organism in Eukaryota, Viridiplantae, Streptophyta, Magnoliopsida, Brassicales, Brassicaceae. Gene Ontology annotation, molecular function: RNA helicase activity; ATP binding; nucleic acid binding. Gene Ontology annotation, cellular component: cytosol. The record is from RefSeq and is a predicted model, not a curated record.
AUGGACGAUGGUUUACAUCCAGAAAAACCAGAAGCUUCAAACAAAUCCAAUACAUACUUCCUCUGUUUCAGACAGUUGGUGAAACUUGUUCCCCAUGAAUCUCUGUGUAACUUGGUGGAAGUUUCAUAUAUAUUUUUCUUCAAAAUCACAAUUAAGAAAGGCAUUAGAGAUGCCAAUGGCUGUAUCAUUGAUCUCAUUAAGCGAGGAGCUCUCAAUCUUUCCGAGGUUCAGUUUGUGGUUCUCGAUGAAGCUGAUCAGAUGCUUCAAGUCGGAUUUGCUGAGGAUGUCGAGAUUAUAUUGGAAAGGUUGCCUGAGAAACGUCAGAGCAUGAUGUUUUCUGCAACAAUGCCAAGUUGGAUCAGAUCCCUUAUCAAGAAGUAUCUGAAUGAUCCUUUGACAAUUGAUAUGGUUGGAGAUUCUGAUCAGAAGAUGGAAUUACAACGUAUUCUAUCAUGGCUGAUUCUUAUGGAGCAUGCUAAAGAAGAAAAAUGCACUGUUUUUACUUGGAAAAAACGGGAUGCUGAUCGCCUUUCAUAUGGCUUGGCAAGAACCUUCAAAUGUAAAACUUUACACGGUGAUAUAUCUCAGAGUCAGCGGGAAAGAACACUUGCUGGUUUCCGUGAUAAGCAUUUCAAUAUUCCUGUUGCCACUGAUGUUGCUACCCGUGGUCUUGGCGUUCCCAAUGUCGAUUUGGUGAUUCAUUAUGAGCUUCCAAAAAACACGGAGACGUUUGUCCACAGAACGGGGAGAGCAGGAUGUGCUGGGAAGAAAGGAAGUGCUGUUCUCAUCUACAGUCAAGAUCAGUCCAGGGCUAUUAAAAUAAUUGAGGGAGAAGUCGGGAGCCGUUUCACUGAGCUCCCUAGCAUUGCUGUAGAACGUGGUGGAAGCAUGUUUGAAGGAAUAGGUGGUCGAUCUGAUUCAAGCUUUGGUAGUUGUUCAGGUGGUGGUUACGGUUGUACCAGUGGCCGUCCAGGCAACCAUUAUUCUUCUGGUGGUUCAGAUCGUUCUUCUCAGUCAAGUGGAAAGAACAGCUUUGGUGGUGGCUUUGGUUCAAACGAUGGUAAAAGGUCUUACUAA